This is a messenger RNA of Aphanomyces astaci, 666 nucleotides long. RefSeq lists its product as hypothetical. The transcript has a single exon. NCBI's taxonomy places the organism in Eukaryota, Oomycota, Saprolegniomycetes, Saprolegniales, Verrucalvaceae. The record is from RefSeq and is a predicted model, not a curated record. Bases 1 to 666 code for a protein of 221 amino acids.
AUGGCGAGGGCAGCAUCCAUUGAGCGCCCGCACGAAGCCGUGGUCGAAACACCGCACCAAGGGCUUAGCACACGUGCGAACGACACCAUUGCGCAGCAACAAGCCGUGAUCCACGAACUAGUUGCCAUCAACAAGGCACUUGGUCUACGUGUUGCUGCCGUUGAAGCACAAGUCGGUAUUGGUGCGGCUCCAACACCUCCCAUCGCCAUGCCAUCACACGAAGCCGAAGCCACCGUCCCAUCGAAACGCCACAAGGCAGCCGCCACGUCCUUGGCAGACUUGUGGUUCGAGUGGUACGCUCGAGACCCCCCCAUGUGGCAGGUUGGCGCAGACCGCAAGAAGAAAUCCGAGGCGAAGUUGGUCGUUGGCUUCAUGAAGCUUUUCCUCCACGAUGGUCUUGAGUUGGAUCCCAACGCACCAUCCUAUCGCGACGAUGUCUUGCGCUUCGGAUCGCUCGCCGACCAACGCGUCUUGAGUUUCAUACACGACAUUGCGCCAAAUGUUCGCAGCAGUGGGUCGGUACUGCGUGUCCUGCGCGAGCAACACCGCAUCGGGGCACUCAAUACAAACAUUGGGUUGUUCAAUGCAAAAGUCACACAAGGUGGAAUCAAAGACCCGACUCCAAUUCAACAUGUAGCCACCAUAUUAGUAGUCGACAACAUAUAA